UGCUAAAUGGUUCGCUCAACUGGAAUCAAAGCUCUUAGUCAACUCUACAACUAAAUUAAUGAAUCGUAGUUGUUCUUCACCUGCAUCUCUUAUCAAAAUACCAAUCCAACCUAAUGACGAGUCUUUUUAG
Molecule: messenger RNA, 130 nt
Organism: Funneliformis mosseae
Lineage: Eukaryota; Fungi; Glomeromycota; Glomeromycetes; Glomerales; Glomeraceae
Source: the annotation of a GenBank genome assembly